Saccostrea echinata is the source of this 446-nucleotide messenger RNA. Its product is annotated as heavy metal-binding protein HIP-like. The transcript is spliced from 2 exons. Gene Ontology annotation, molecular function: protein binding. The record is from RefSeq and is a predicted model, not a curated record. Bases 43 to 369 code for a protein of 108 amino acids. NCBI's taxonomy places the organism in Eukaryota, Metazoa, Mollusca, Bivalvia, Ostreida, Ostreidae.
UUUAUCAGCAACUUCAAGAAAUACGACACUGUCUGUAAAGGAAUGGGAUUUGAAGAAAAACGCUGCAAAGGAAAGGGUUUGAUUGCAUUCAAUGCCCUAUUGACAGCUGAUCAGCAACGGCCCGCAAAAAAUGCUGUUAUCAUUUUCAAAAAGGUAACAUUAAACUCUGGAAAUGCUUACAAUGCAGCCACUGGAAAGUUUACAGCUCCUGGAAAUGGAAUAUAUUCUUUUACGUGGACCAUUGCAACAAAUGCUGGAAAGUAUUUAAGCACAGAAAUCGUAAUCAAUGAUAAGCCUUUCAGUUACAACCACGAAACGGCAGAGAUGGCAGUUCCAACUACGAAACUGGAUCAGCAACAACCAAUAUAGAAAUGAACAAGAAUGAUGAAGUCUGGAUCAGAGCGUAUGGAGGCGGAGGGUACGCCAGACACACAUGGUCAUCUUUC